Messenger RNA from Gastrolobium bilobum, 1770 nucleotides. Its product is annotated as phosphoinositide phospholipase C 4-like. The transcript has 9 exons. Gene Ontology annotation, biological process: phosphatidylinositol-mediated signaling; lipid metabolic process. Bases 1 to 1770 code for a protein of 589 amino acids. Gene Ontology annotation, molecular function: phosphatidylinositol-4,5-bisphosphate phospholipase C activity. NCBI's taxonomy places the organism in Eukaryota, Viridiplantae, Streptophyta, Magnoliopsida, Fabales, Fabaceae. The record is from RefSeq and is a predicted model, not a curated record.
AUGAGCAGCUACCGUGUCUGCGUGUGCUUCAACCGGAGGUUCAAGGUGGCGGAGGCGGUGCCGCCACAGGACGUGCGGGACCUCUUCAACAAGUACUCCGACGGUGGGACCAACAUGACUCCCGACCAGCUCCGCCGCUUUCUCUCGGAGGUUCAGGGCGAGGACGACGACGAUGACGACCACCCCCACAAGGCGGUGGAGCAGGUGGUGCAGAAGCGCCAUCACAUUACCAAGUUCGUGAGACACAACCUCACCCUCGACGACUUUCAUUAUUACCUCUUCUCCCCCGACCUUAAUCCCCCCAUUGGAUCUCAGGUUAAUCAGGAUAUGACGGCUCCCUUGUCCCAUUAUUUCAUAUACACUGGCCAUAACUCCUAUCUCACUGGCAAUCAACUCAGCAGUGAUUGUAGUGAUGUCCCCGUUAUAAAGGCAUUGAAUAGAGGCGUGAGAGUGGUGGAGCUUGAUAUAUGGCCCAAUUCCACCAAAGAUGAUGUGCUUGUUUUACAUGGAAGGACAUUGACAACUCCUGUGGAGCUCAUUAAAUGUUUGAAAUCCAUUAAAGAACAUGCUUUCUCUGCAUCUCCCUACCCAGUCAUAAUAACUCUGGAAGACCAUCUUACACCAGACCUUCAAGCUAAAGUUGCUAAGAUGAUUACUCAAACAUUCGGAGACAUGCUGUUUUGUCCAAAUCAUGAAAAUUUAAAAGAUUUUCCUUCACCUGAAGAAUUGAAGUAUCGGAUCAUGAUAUCAACAAAGCCUCCAAAAGAGUACCUAAAAUCUAAAAGUGCUAAGGAAAAUUCCAAAAUAUUGCUGAAAUCAAAGGAUUCUGAUGAAGAUGAAUGGGGAAAGGAGGUCACUGGUGUUGCAAAAGCCCAAAACGAAGAUGAUCUGGGUGACUUUGACUCAAAUCAACAGAGUGAUGAUGAUGAGUCAAAUGAGGAUGAUUCUGAAACAAAUCAGCAGAGUGAUUAUAAGCGUCUAAUUGCUAUUCAUGCUGGAAAACCCAAGGGCAGUUUGAAGGAAGCAUUAAAAGUUGAAAAUGAUAAAGUUAGACGCCUUAGCUUAAGUGAACAAGCCCUUGAAAAGGCUACUGAGUCACUUGGAACUGAUCUUAUUAGAUUCACCCAAAAAAACUUUUUGAGGGUGUACCCCAAGGGUACACGGGUCAACUCCUCCAACUACAAGCCUCUGGUUGGCUGGAUGCAUGGUGCUCAAAUGGUUGCAUGCAAUAUGCAGGGAUAUGGCAGAAAUCUUUGGUUGAUGCAUGGAAUGUUUAGAUCCAAUGGGGGAUGUGGUUAUGUCAAAAAGCCAGACUUUCUUAUGAACGUAGGUCCAAAUAAUGAGGUAUUCAAUCCUAAAGAUGAGUUGCAAGUGAAGAAGACUCUAAAGGUGAAAAUAUAUGUGGGUGAUGGAUGGCGUCUGGAUUUCAAACAAACUCACUUUGACUUGUAUUCUCCGCCAGAUUUUUAUGCCAGGGUUGGUAUAGCUGGAGUGCCAGCUGAUGUGAAAAUGAAGAAAACGAAGAUAAAAGAGGAUGAAUGGAUACCUACUUGGGAAGAAGAGUUCACCUUCCCUUUAACUGUUCCAGAACUUGCUUUGCUCAGAGUGGAAGUGCAUGAAUAUGACAUGUCCGAAACAGAUGAUUUUGCAGGCCAAACUUGUUUACCAGUCACUGAAUUGAAGCAGGGGAUCCGCGCAGUUCCACUAUAUGACCGUAAGGGAGAGAAGUACAACUCAGUUAGGCUUCUUAUGCGAUUUGAGUUAAUUUAA